CUUCCUAGGAAUGCCUCAAAUUUUAGCGCAUUUCCAAUCGCCGACCCUCCAGGUUCCAAGACCCCUUGCUCCGAUCGCCGUGCAGCAUUUCAAGAACCGCUCCAAUCCGUGGAGGAAGAGAUGCAGGAAAGCCGGCGGGACAUGGAUCAUCAGGUCGCCCAGCUUCGGGGCGAGCUGCGCAAGGUGCGCGACGAGCGAGACCGCGCGAACUGCGUCCUGGAUGUGACCGACUGGAAGGCGCUGGCUUCGGCCAAUGACCGCACCGCGAUAGAGACGCUCGAGGCCGAGCUCGACGUGUCGCGGGAAUCCGAGAAACGGAUGCUGGACUCACUGGCAGUGCAGACGAAGCAGCUGGAGGGCACCAAGAUAUCGCUCGAGGAAGCCAAGCUCGAGAUCGCGUCGCUGCAGGAGAUCGUCCAGAGGCUCGAGGCCGCCAGAACCCCCGUCGCCACGACGCCGAGGAACCGGCGCGACCGCGACAUGCAGAGGGUCCACGGCGAGCUGCGGGUGGCGCUGGCGGCGGAGGAGAAGAGCAAGAAGGCGAUGGAGGAGUUCGUGCUGGCGCUCAAGGAGGUGAACGCGGAGCUGCACACGACGAAGCAGCAGCUGGCGCGCGCGCAGCACGAGGCGGAGUCGGCCAGGCUGGACGCCGACCGUCUGCACAUGUCGGCGAAGCGCAAGGACGAGAAGCUCCGGGCCCUGUCGGACGAGGCGGCGCGGCUCCGGGCCGAAGCCGAGGAGUCGUUCGCCGCGUGGCGGGGCAAGGAGGCCGGGUUCACGGCGUGCAUGAAGUCGACGGAGGCCGAUCUCGCCGAGGCGCGGCGCGAGAACGCGCGGCUGCUGGAUUCGCAGCGCUCCUGGCGGGCCGAGGUGGCCAAGCUGCGGGACAUCCUGAAGCAGGCGGUGAAGGACACCAAGGUGGCGAAGGAGGCGCUGGAGGAGGCGAGGAGCGAGAACGCGCUGCUCAAGGGCGUGCUCGGCGACAAGGACACCGCCGUGAAGUGCACGAAGCAGGAGCUGGAGUGCCUCCGGGUCAGCGAGGCCGCGGCGCGCGACAGCGUCAAGGAGCUUCAGGGCAUGCUCGUGGCGACGUCGUCGAGCCCCACGGCCGCGAAGCUGGACGCGGAGGAGAUCCCGACGCCGCGUAUGAGGGUCGGACCGCCGGGGCUCGAGAAGUACCCGUCGGACUCGAAGAUAAGGCCGCCGGCCGGAAUCACGCGGCCGCGGCAGCUGUCGGAGACCUUCGAAGGCUCGGCGUACGACAUAUUUGGCACGAUGGACGACCAGAGGAGUGGUGAUUUGGGCGUGUUCUCGUCGAUGCCGAGGUUGCCCGCCCGGCGGCGGGUGGUCCUGCGCAAGGUUGGCAGCUUGUUCCGGUGGAAGAGCUUCACUAACAAAUAGCCGCUGGGAAACAACAGUGCAGUGCAGUGGCAAACUGGCAACUGGUUCCUUUUUUUUCCUACUAAUCUUGAGGUGCUCCUGGGUUCCUGUGUGGUGUGUAUUACUUGUUGAGUACCAAACUGAGCGGCGAACGGGCUCGCGCGCACACAACAGAUUAGGUUCCGAGUUUCUUGCUGUGUUUAUUGGCUAGAUUCUCGGAAUUAGCUAGGGAAGUUUGUUUGUAACGGGUCCAGUCCCCCUCCUCUAUAAAUACAGAGGAA
Molecule: messenger RNA, 1661 nt
Organism: Zea mays
Lineage: Eukaryota; Viridiplantae; Streptophyta; Magnoliopsida; Poales; Poaceae
Exons: 1
Coding region: 121-1401 (426 amino acids)
Source: RefSeq, a predicted model, not a curated record